Messenger RNA from Anoplophora glabripennis (Asian longhorned beetle), 1642 nucleotides. RefSeq names its product lipase 3. Gene Ontology annotation, biological process: lipid metabolic process. The record is from RefSeq and is a predicted model, not a curated record. Lineage: Eukaryota; Metazoa; Arthropoda; Insecta; Coleoptera; Cerambycidae. The transcript has 7 exons. Bases 151 to 1599 code for a protein of 482 amino acids.
AGUGGUAUCCUUUUUUACUCAAUUACACAUUAAUUUGAUACGAAGUGCAAAAUAACUUCAUUAAAUCAGAAUAGUAGUUGUAUAAAUCGCACUUCAAUAGUUUGAUAAAAAGACUAGCUCCUUGCGGAGAUUAGUUGAGACUGAGACACCAUGUAUAUCAUAUUACUAGUUUCUGUUUUGUUAUUUUCCUCAAGGUCUCUGGCAGAGGUCGUGAUAACUGCACGUGAACCUAUAAUUGAAGAAUUAAAUAAUGUCACAGCGAGAGGUCUUUUUGGAUUUGAUGUGAAAGCUUUCUUGGAGAAAAACGGUUAUCCCUUUGAAAACCAUAAAUUAACAACCCAAGAUGGAUAUGUUUUAGCUAUUCACAGGAUACCUUAUGGAAGAAAUUCAUCAGCAAGCACUUUUAAGAACGAAACAAAACCAGCAGUACUGAUUAUGCAUGGUGUUGGAAGUAGCUCAGUAGAUUACAUGAUACUAGGCCCUGAAAGGUCUCUUCCUAUGAUACUUGCCGAUCAGGGAUACGACGUUUGGUUGGGCAAUAAUAGAGGAAACACAUGGUCAAGGAAACACGUUACUUUAGAUCCCGAUAAAAAUGACACAUUUUGGGACUUCAGUUUCCAUGAGUUGGGACUUUACGAUGCAUCAGCCAUAAUCGAUUACAUAUUAAAUGCAACGCGGAACGAAAAGAUUUCGUACAUAGGCCACUCGCAAGGAUCAACUGAGUUUUUCGCAUUAACAUCAGAGUUGCCACAAUAUAACGACAAAGUAAACAUAAUGAUGGCGCUAGGUCCAGCUGUGUAUUGCAAAAAUUUGACAAGUCCUAUUGUGCGAAUACUCAAAGACCAUUAUAAGUUGGUAGAGUCUACCGCUGACUAUUUUAAUUUAACAGCUGAGAUUCUAGGACAUACAUUUAUAAUUGAAACUGCUCUGAAACUAAUAUGUAAGAACGAAUCUCAAUAUCAAGAAGUUUGUCCUCUUAUCUUAUUCCUUCUUUUCGGAUUUGAUUCUGAACAAUUUGAAAGGUCGAUUGUGACCACAAUGGUGGAGGUUUUUCCGGCAGGACUUUCUAUGAAGGAAUUAAAACAUUAUUUGCAGCUAGUUAAAUCAGGGCAUUUUAGACAAUUUGAUCAUGGGGAGUUAAACAAUUUGGAAAUAUAUAAUAAGUCAUCACCUCCUGAUUACGAUAUUUCACGUGUAACGGCUCCCGUGGCACUUUAUUAUGGAAAAAACGACUGGUUGGUAGGAACAGCUGAUAUCGACCAACUGGCUGAAGAACUACCCAAUUUAGUCGAAAACUAUCUAAUAGAAUAUGAUUAUUUUAAUCAUAUGGACUUUAUAGUUGCAAAAGACGUUGUUUCCUUGUUGUACUUCGAUCUGAUCAACAAACUUAAUGAAAUAAAUGGUUUGGCUCCUCUUCCUGCAACUUCAACUGUUUCCACAAACUAUAUAACUACUACCCUAACCAAUGAUCCCACGACUCAACCUUCAUAUACUGAAACUGAAAGCCAAAGUUUUACCACACCAGGUUCUGCAUUGUCUAUCAAUAAUUUUGCACGUAUAUCUUUCCUUUUCGUACUUAUGUUGAGAUUUGUGAGAUAGGCCGUAAUUAUUGACAAAAUAUACGAUUUAUUAAUUUUUAAAA